This is a messenger RNA of Aspergillus melleus, 447 nucleotides long. RefSeq lists its product as uncharacterized. The transcript has a single exon. The record is from RefSeq and is a predicted model, not a curated record. NCBI's taxonomy places the organism in Eukaryota, Fungi, Ascomycota, Eurotiomycetes, Eurotiales, Aspergillaceae. The coding region runs from base 1 to 447 and encodes 148 amino acids.
AUGACUGCCCAGCCUCAACGCAUUGGUAUUGCCAGAGCAUUGCUGGAGCAUGAUGCCGACCAAAAUGCCACUGAUAAUAAUGGCGAUACUCCUUUCAGUUCCACGACGGGAGAUCACGCACUGUUUCGGCUAUCUCUUCAGUAUGGCGCAGAUCUUACCACUGGAAAUGAACCGACGCUAUUCCGCGCUAUACAGAAUCUAGAUGCAGAGCUGGUCCAGGUAAUUCUUGAGGCCGGUGUCGGCUGUAAUGUUCCGUUCAAAAAGCCGCCACCUCAUCCCAAAGUCCCCAAAGUACACAAGAAUAAAAUGCAUGAAAGAGCAGCAGAAGAGAACUACAGUCUUUGGCUUCCCCUAAUUUGGUUUGCGGCGAGAAUGCAUUUUGAAAAACCGGAUGAGCUUCACACACAAACAGGUGGUGAGAAUUGUGGAGGUUCUGUUGGAGCAUAG